Messenger RNA from Penaeus vannamei (Pacific white shrimp), 1545 nucleotides. The record is from RefSeq and is a predicted model, not a curated record. NCBI's taxonomy places the organism in Eukaryota, Metazoa, Arthropoda, Malacostraca, Decapoda, Penaeidae.
UCCGUGCUGUGCAACUAACCGUCCCUCAGUCCUCAUGUUCCCAAUGAGGCGAAAAUUGUGCAUCAUUGUGCCUCAAGUGGUACUGUUGACUCUCCUCGUCCUCGCGUUCAGGGUUGCCGAGAGGUUUACGUCCAUGCAGGACCAGGCAAUCCUCGAGUUGAAGGAGGACAUCAAGAAUACCCCCCGGCCUGUGCUAGGUCUGCGACAGCCUGAGUCGUUGGACCUCCUGUGCCCGGAGGACGCCAGGAAGGUCGACGACAAGGUCGCCCAGAUCGAGUGUCUUCACGCGGUGUUGCUGGAGCAGAGGCGCCUGGUCGAGGUCGAACGACACUAUUUUGCGAUUUUUGCCGGCUUAGCGACGGCAACGCUGGCCGCCGUAGCUGCCUUGUUUUUCCUGAAGAGGAAAUUCAAGCAAGCCUCUCCUAAGACCCGUGUUGUCACGUGUCUACAGGAGGUUGAGGAGUCCGAAUUGGCCGAAGCCAAGGUGGAGUCCGAAUUGGCCGAGGCCGUGGUUGAGGAGUCCGAAUUGGCUGACUCCCUGGUUGAGGAGUCCGAAUUGGCUGAGGCCCUGGUUGAGGAGUCCGAAUUGGCCGAAGCCAAGGUGGGGUCCGAAGUGGCGGAGGCCCUGGUUGAGGAGUCCGAAGUGGCGGAGGCCCUGGUUGAGGAGUCCGAAGUGGCGGAGGCCCUGGUUGAGGAGUCCGAAGUGGCGGAGGCCCUGGUUGAGGAGUCCGAAGUGGCGGAGGCCCUGGUUGAGGAGUCCGAAGUGGCGGAGGCCCUGGUUGAGGAGUCCGAAGUGGCGGAGGCCCUGGUUGAGGAGUCCGAAGUGGCGGAGGCCCUGGUUGAGGAGUCCGAAGUGGCGGAGGCCCUGGUUGAGGAGUCCGAAGUGGCGGAGGCCCUGGUUGAGGAGUCCGAAGUGGCGGAGGCCCUGGUUGAGGAGUCCGAAGUGGCGGAGGCCCUGGUUGAGGAGUCCGAAGUGGCGGAGGCCCUGGUUGAGGAGUCCGAAGUGGCUCAUUCCGUGUCUGAUCAGCAGACCAUCUCGACCUCCUCCCUCGAGUCCCGUGCCACGUAUCUACAGGAGGAGGCUGCUCCUUCCGUGUCUGAUUUCAAGGUCAUUCGAGCCCCGUUUGACCUUCAGAGCACCAUGUGUACGGGCUCAAUGGAGAUCAGGCAUGAUGAGCGCGGCCUCAUCAUCGGGAAGGGCGGGACGAGGAUAAGGGAGCUGAGCGCUAGGCACCGCGUUAAAGUCCUGUACAACAAUAUGGACAUUAACGUGGCCAUUACAGGACACCCAGCUGAUGUGCGGAAUUUUAUGACCGAAGUCCUCGCGAUUCUCGAACGUGCUCGGGAAAGGCGUGUCGUGAGGGACAGCAUGUUCAUCGCACAGGAAGCCCGACCGCUGCUGGUGGGAAAGGGGGGAUCCAGGAUAUGGGACCUGUGCAAGAAGCAUAGGGUCUAAGUCCACAUGGACAACAGACCCGACAUUGUAAUCUGCGGCGAACUGCAGAAUGUCAAGGCCUUUAAACGAGAGGUCUACGUCAUCCUGAA